GUUUUUUGAAAAUUGAAUAUAGCCAAAUACUCUCAUUCUACUGUUCAUCCUUUUCCUCUUUCCCUUUCAUAACUUUCAUUUUCGCUUCUUCCUCAAUCCUCUCUUUCUCGCUUCGCACUUCUCUUACUAACAAUUUCACUUCGCUUUCUUUCCGAUCUCUCAAUUUUCGGCCAUGGAUAAUCCGGAUGCGCUUCAGAUUGAUGCCGAAACUGAUGGAUUUUCUCUCAUUGACGUUUCUGCUUCUGAUGAUGAUUUCCUCUUGGCUUCUUCUUCUGAUGUGAGCAUAGAGGACAAUCCAGGCUUUGCUGGUGGAACGCUUAUACACCCGCCAUCUGAUUCUUUUGCUUUUCAAAGACCUUUAAAAAAUGGAAAGUGUAAUCUGCGCAAAAGCUUGGCCUGGGAUAGCGCAUUUUUUACAAAUGCUGGAGUUCUUGAUCCCGAGGAGUUGUCAAGCAUAAUUGAGGGAGCUGAAACCUGCGUAAAACAGAAUUCAUUUCUACCCGGUAUCCAAGAAGAAUUAAGCAAAUCCACUGAUUCAAUCUCCACUUUUCAGAGUGAUUUGACACUGGAAAGUCUUGAGGCUGAUCUAUUCUGUGAUAUUAGAGCUUCUAUUCAGAGAUGCAGUAAAUCUUCCACCACAGGGAAUAGCUGUGGCUCUAAAAUCCUUAGAAAAGAGAAAUCUACAGAUGGAUGUUCAACAAAGAAUGCUGAGCCUUCUUCUCACAAAUUGGCAAAUCCCAAAUUAUCUUCCAACAAACUCAAUUCUGGUGUUCAAGGGCGCGUGAGAACACUAAAACCUAUUUCUGUUUCCAAACAAGAUAAGCCUCCUAUCAACCGAAGUAGAGAGCCUACCUCUCUGCUUUCUAAGCAACUUAAGGUGGUUGGCGAUCCAACUAUUAAAAGGAUGUCUGUCGGAGCAGGUUGUGUCAAACAAGAUGCUAAUGCUGUAGGAAAUGUGAUGGGUGCAGGGGAAGGAGCUUCAGUGCCCAAAACUUCCCGGCAGGUUAAUCCAAGAAAACCUUUACCGAAAGCUCAAAUUUUUUCUAAAACUUCUGCAGCUUCUUUAGUACUGAACAGAUCCACAACACACAGCUCACGCUCUUCUUGUGAUAGCUCUAGUAGCUCUCCAUCUGAAAGUGUUCAGAAAUCUCAAACAGGUGUUACCAGAAGAAAGAUCGACAAGAAUGUCAAUCUGCCAUCUGGUUCCAAAACCAAAACUUCAUCUAAAGUUGUAGAAAAGGUUAAAUCUCAAAAUAAGGAAUCCCGUCUCUCAGCAUAUGUGAAGUCUACAUCAAACCUCUCUCCUAGUAUAUCACCUGCAAGCUCUAUUAGUGAAUGGUCCACAGAGUCAUCUUCUUCAACGGCUACAGUUAACCAAAAGCAUUUUGGCUUUAAUCCUCGUCUCCCUUCCUCUAAAGAUGUUACGGGUGAAAGCGACACUUCUCGAAAUAUGCAUAAGCUAUCCAUUGAUAGAGCUUUGGCAGGACAGGAUCAUCAGGUAUCAGGUAUAUCUAAACAAUCAUUGCAGCAACCAUCAGCUGGGGAUGUUGCAUCUAAUACUGGUCCAGGAUUUGCUAAACCCUCUGGUCUUCGAAAGCCGUCGCCAAAUAUUGGUUUCUUUGAUGGGGUGAAAGCUGUUGCCAGAACUCCUAGCAGCUCACGGUCUCGUUCUGCCUUACCGAGCAACCUUCCUGGAUCAGUAUCCGGAACGUUAAGCCCUUUUGGGACUACAAACAAAACAAAGCUUGGCACUAGUACUUCUAAAAUGACAAGUGCAGCUGCUGGAACUGCGAAGCCUAAACAACUAACUACUGGUGCAAAUCUUCAAACACCUGCACGUCUACGUGGCAACGCUGUUGAUUUGCAAAAUCUCUCCACUGCUAAAAAGAUUGAUAAUAAUUCUGAAACAUCAUCAAAAGUCAAGAGAAGUAUUCCGGCCAGGUCAUUUGCAGAAACCUUCAAUGUCGGAAAACAUGCUAGUGAUUCUUGGCUAGUGGGUGAGGAUAAACUGUCUUGUAAUCAUCUCACUGAUGAUGCUGUUGAUAAAGCCUCCUCUGAAUUGCUGAUAAGUAAUUCACCGAAGUCAGGUAUAGAAAAUAACAAUAAAAUUCCUAAAGUUUCUGAACUAGGAAAUCAUGUUUCUGAUUCUGAGCUAGUUGGCAAGGAUAAUUUGAGUAGUGAUCAAGUAACUGUCGCUGCAGAAGAUGGACCCAAAAUUGACGCUCGCAGCUUUGAGACAAACCUCGAAUCGUCUGCAUGUGCGCAAGACCUCUCACUUGGCUUGCUCAACUCUCCAAGUGCUGCCUCUAAACUUUCUGGAAGUAAUUUGUACAAGUCGGCCUUGAAAAAUAAUAGCAAAGUUGAUGAAGUAAUUGAUGAGGGGAAACAGGCUCUUGAUCUUGCUUCUGUAACUGAAGGUAACUUGGUUGCAUCUGAGAAAGAAACCAACACAGAAGGGAAGUUGCUCGUAACUAUUGAUCCGGAUAAUGUAAAUGUCAUAAAUCAAGUCAAAAUCGACCCUCAGGGUACUGAUCUAAACCUCACGCCUACUGCUCAACUGCAAAGUGCCUCAAGAACCAAGGAGGUAUAUGAUAAUUUUUACUGUGAACGCUUAAAUAGAAGUUCGCAGAAUUUUGCCUCUGAAAGACUUGAAGAAGCUGAUGAUAAAUAUUCUCAUCCUGACGAUUUGACUACUUCAGAAUCAGAAGAAAUUCUCCACUUGACUAAUGAUCUGGUAACUGCCAUCUCUAAAGAUUGCUGUGCUAGUCCGCAUUCUAACAUUGAGCAGAGAAAUACAAAUAAUAGCAGUGCUUUUUAUGAUCUAAUCCCAUCCCAAGAAGUCGGUGAGGCUGCUAAUAGUGAAGAGCAUAUGCAACAUGGUCCAUGUAAUGAUAAUCUGUGUUCAAAAAACGAGCUGGUGGAGGUAAAGGAAAAUGUGUAAGCUAAACGCCAACGGGAGGAAUAUGAUAGGAUCGUCGAGCCUAGAGACUAAAAGCUGGAGAUGUAGGAAGAAUCAGACAGAAAGUUGAACCUGAGUCUGAAAAUUUUCAAGUUGCUCUCUUGUGGUGUCUAAGUCGUAACAAUGUGCAAGUAAGAUAUCAAGUUCUCUACCUUUGCUUUCUUUAGCCGUAGGUCUUGCAUCAAGGAUUCAGUUGCAGUAAAAAUAUCGAAUUUAAUGCUAAGACGAGCAACUCGUCAUUAUUGAUGCUUGUCCUAGCUUUUUCUGUAGAAAUUUCAAAUAGAAAACAGAUGAUGCAAAAUAAGUUUUCAAGGAAUGUGACAUGUAUUUAGUGGUCUUCAUUUUACUCGAAUGAAUAUGCUCGAGAAAAAGUGUUUACAUAAUACAUUUAAGGCUUAUACCUGCUGGUGCUCAUUUAUGAUGUACUUCUGAAUCAUUUAUGAAGAAUUCAAGUGUCUUACAUUGUUUUAUUUUCCUUUUCGGACAAAUACUACUAUUCCUAUAAUUUUACAACAUUUGAAUUGUAAAUACUCCCUUGUUUUGAAUUAGUUGCAACAUAUAUUCUGUAAACACUUCGUCUUGUAUGAGACCGUCUCGAUUAGGCUGAUCCAUGAACAUUUAAUAUGUUAAUGUGAUUACUUACAACUUAAAAGUGAUCAGUUAGAUAAAUAGACUAAUUAUAUAGGUCUGUUUUAUGGUGAAAUGGUCUCAUACAAAAUGAGCUGAACUUUUAAUAUUAGUCAUA
Molecule: messenger RNA, 3704 nt
Organism: Amaranthus tricolor (Joseph's coat)
Lineage: Eukaryota; Viridiplantae; Streptophyta; Magnoliopsida; Caryophyllales; Amaranthaceae
Exons: 8
Coding region: 173-2941 (922 amino acids)
Molecular function (GO): microtubule binding
Source: RefSeq, a predicted model, not a curated record